This is a messenger RNA of Pygocentrus nattereri (red-bellied piranha), 13175 nucleotides long. It is a transcript of the gene stard9, whose product is annotated as StAR-related lipid transfer (START) domain containing 9. Gene Ontology annotation, molecular function: microtubule binding; lipid binding; microtubule motor activity. Lineage: Eukaryota; Metazoa; Chordata; Actinopteri; Characiformes; Serrasalmidae. The coding region runs from base 185 to 11395 and encodes 3736 amino acids. Gene Ontology annotation, biological process: microtubule-based movement. The record is from RefSeq and is a predicted model, not a curated record. The transcript is spliced from 33 exons.
UCAGUCGCGCGCGCGUGCCGUGCGGUUGUUCCACGCGGGGAUGAAUGGCACGAUUUUCAAAGCUCGUCGUCGUCGUUCCCCCUCAUUUUACCCGGAGGAAUUGUUGAGGGAUGUGAUCUCGUUAUAUGGGCUCUAAUCUCAAAGUUCACUCCAGCGAUUCCCUCCGCGCUGCUCUGAAGCACGAAUGGCAAACGUGAAAGUCGCGGUUCGAGUCCGCCCGUUAAACUCAAGGGAGUGUGUGGAUGGAGGGAGGAUAGCUGUACAGGUGGAGGACAAAGUGGUGAGAGUGAGAAAUGUGAAGUUGGAUGGGCGUCUGGAUGGGCGAGUGGAGGCUCCAGGUGACUCCAGAGAGCGGCUGCUGGAGUUUGGUUUUGAUUACUGUUACUGGUCUGUGAACCCUGAGGCACCCAACUAUGCCUCACAAGAGGAGGUGUUCCACGACCUGGGUGUGUCAGUGCUGGCUGGGGCAGCUGAAGGCUACAACAUCUGUCUGUUUGCAUAUGGGCAGACAGGCUCAGGGAAGACCUACACCAUGAUGGGCACUCCAGACUCUACUGGACUGACACCUCGGAUCUGUCAGGGGCUUUUCCAAUCAUCUGAUAUGGACUCUCCAGAUGGGCAGAACUGCAGGGUUGAAAUUAGCUUUUUAGAGAUCUAUAAUGAGCGUGUGCGUGAUCUCCUGAGAGGGAAUGACCAGAAGAAGCCGACCCCACUACGUGUGAGGGAGCACCCAGAGAAGGGCCCAUAUGUGCAGGGUCUGUCUCAGCAUGUAGUGUCAGACUACAAGCAGGCGGAACAUCUGCUGAAGGAGGGCAUCUCUAACCGCAUCACAGCAGCCACACAUGUUCAUGAUGCCAGCAGCCGGUCACACGCCAUCUUCAGCAUCCAGUACACGCAGGCUAUUUUAGAGAAUAACCUUCCAUCCGAAAUAGUCAGCAAGAUCAACCUGGUGGACCUGGCUGGCAGUGAGAGAGCAGACCCCCACUACUGCAGAGACCGAAUCACAGAAGGAGCCAACAUCAACAAGUCACUGGUGACUCUGGGCAUUGUUAUCUCAGCCCUCGCCCAGAACUCUCAAAUGUGCAGCAGCAGUCAGAGCAUUAACAGCAUGCUGAGUGAGGGGGAUGGCAGUACUGUGGGAAGUCACUCCAGCUCGCUGUCCAGCAGUGGUCGCAGGCACUGCUUCAUCCCCUACAGAGACUCUGUUCUCACCUGGCUGCUUAAAGACAGCCUGGGUGGCAACUCCAAAACCAUCAUGAUAGCAACAAUAUCCCCGUCUUAUAGCAGCUAUAAUGAAACUCUCAGCACCCUGCGCUAUGCAGCUCAUGCUAGGAACAUUGUCAACAAGCCAAGAGUGAAUGAGGAUGCUAAUGUGAGGCUGAUCAGGGACCUUCGGGAGGAGAUUGAUCGGCUGAAGAGCAUGCUGCUGAACUUCUCAAUGCAGAGAAACCCAAGCCCGUCGCUGAGCGAUGAGAGAGAUGGCAGCUUUUCUGAUAUAGUCCUGCAGAAUGAAAUAAAGGUGGAGCAGCUGACUAAAGAUUGGUCAGACAGUUGGCGUCAUAAGUGGUCAUUGCUGGAGGAGUACAGUGUGGAUAUAAAUGAGAACAGAGCAGGAGUUCAGAUCCAUUCUCUGCUGCCACAUCUCAUCUCCUUGGAGCCAGAUGUCCUUAGUACAGGAGUCACUAUCUACCACCUACGGAUUACCUGCCUGUGGAGGGAAGGGGUCACCAGAAUUGGACCUCAGCACCAGAAUGAGGAGGUACCUCAUAUAGUCCUGUCAGAGGGUUCAGCAUGUGAAAUUGAGAAUCAGAAUGGAGUGGUGACCCUCAGACCCCUCCCACACAGCAUCUGCAUGAUCAACGACAGAGAGGUCACUGAAACCUGUAGACUUGCACAAGGUGCAGUGAUAACAGUAGGAGUGCUCAAGUUCAGGUUCAAUCAUCCUGCAGAGGCAGCUGUGCUGAGAGAGAGGAGACGGACCAGUGAAGCAGGCUUACUUUGUGACUCCUCCUUCAGCACUUUCUCAAGGACGGCGGAAGCUGGUGGUCUGGACCUUAGUGACAGCCCGGCUGACAGACAGCGGCUGGAAGAGCAGCAGCGUUACGUGGAGUGUCUGUGGGAAAAGAUCCAGGUGGAGCAGAGACGAGCUGAGAAAGACCUCGAAAAAGAACAGGCUCAUCUUCGCCAGCAGCACAGUGAGAUUCAGCAGUGGAUCUUGCAAGAAAAGGAACGUCUUACUGCCAUCAGGGAGAGGGGAACACUGGAGUCAGGAGUGCAGACAGAUGUCGUUCCGCUGUCUGUACUAGCAGGUGGUAAUCGGAAAGUUCUAGUUGAGGGUGAUGCAGAAACAGUGGGUCCAUCACUGAUCGUGGGAGUUGGGAAACAGGUGGUGCAAGAGGAGCUCCUGAAGCACCAUGCGCUUCGGAGAGCCGAGAAUCGCAUCCGCCGCAAAAGGCUGCACUACCAGCUGGAGAGAAUUGCUCGUAAGAGACACCUUUUGGAGGCAAAGCGAGAACUUCAGAGGCUAGAGAACACCCUUUCAUUUAGAGUGGAUGGACCCUCAUCCCCCGAGUUAGGGUCCCCCUCGAAGUGCAGAGGACAUCCAUUGGCCUUACGAAGGCAUUCGUUUUCUGCCGAACUUUUGUCUCGACUUUACCCUCAGCAUACACCCAUUUUUAGACAGUUUCUGAGGAGGAACAGAUCAUCUGAAUCCACAUCAUCUCUCUCUGAGUUUACCUGUCCUAGGAAAUGGGUGUCUGAUGAAUGUCUACCUGAUCAAAAGACUAGAGGCCGCUCCAACACUAUGCCCUCAAGAUAUAGUCAAGGGACCUCAAGCAUGAUUGAUUCCUCUGAGAACCUCAAAACCUUACCAAAAGAUGAUGGACCAUCUGGUGGAAUGAUUGAGAGAAAAACACUUGCGUCUAAUCCUGAAUCAUCAGUUUGGAAUCCUUCAGGAAAUCAUAAUGCAUCCUCACAGUCUGUACUGGAUUCAAAUAACUGUGACACAAAAAAGGUACUGCCAAUAAUAAAACAAUCAAGUACACAGAAAAGCUUAGCCAAGGGUGGAAAGACUUUUGCCCAUGGUAGAAGUAAGGGCUUAGAGACAAUACGCAAAGUGCUUUCUCGAUCUGUUGGCUCUGGGAUAAAAACAGCCUUAUCAAGGGUGUUCCGGAAGCCUCCUUUAGGAUUGCGUGGUGGCCGAGGUGCCAAGUCUUCUAACAGAGCAAAAGCUCUGUUUGUUGGGGAAGGAAACAAAGAUAACAUUGUUGGAAACAUGGAGACAAAGCAACAAAAGUGCUUUAUUAAAACAACAGUGUCUUGUGAAGGUUUGGAGCAUCUUACCUCAAUAAAAGACAAGACACAGAAGCAGAGGCGCUGGCACAGUGUCGAGGCUCUGACCAAUAAAACCAAAAAAUGGGUCAGGAUGCAGCAGGAGCUGACUGGAUGUGUAGAAAAUGAUGAUGAGGAGAUUGAUGGCUCUUCAGAUUGUGACAGCCUUUUCUCAGUGGACUCGCUCUCAUCAGCUUAUGCCAUAGCUUUGGCAGAGCAGCUUCAGCAGGAAGAGUAUGAACCAAGCGAGGCAGAAAGUGAGGACAGUCAGAUGUCUAAGGAUUCUCUUGUCAUGGAGAGUAGUCAGAAACAAAUUACUGCAAAGCCCACACAGAAGGCUAGUUACUCUCUAAGUCAUAGUUUCCAUCCCUCAUCCAGCCUUCAAUCAACAAUAGCUAAAGAAAAAGUACAGAAAUCCAAAGACAUGCCUGCAGAGGUUUUCUGGAAAAUAAAUGGUAAUCCUAAGCCUGAAAGACAAAAGGAGUCUCAAGCAGUUAAUGAGUCUUCACACAUCUCUGAGCUAGUGUUUGAGUCCAGACCUUCAAGUAAUGCCAGCGUAAAAGAACCAGAGAAUUUACUUGCGCUUACUGAUGCGUGGUCUUCCACUGAUGCGGCAGAUAGUCCCCGAAGCCUCAGAGUCUCAGAGGAUUUGUUGAAACGAGCACUACACAAGCCUGCGGAAAGCAAUAGCAGGCAAAGUACAACUAGCCUGGAUCAGUCUAUUACAGUGAAUGAGUCUGAAGGUCAAAGAUCACCUCACUCUGAUUCCACAGAGGGUGAAACACUUGAGGAACAAAGUCAGGCAUCUUCUGACAUGGAAACAAACUUGGAUUCUUUUUGGAGUGAUCCCACUUCAACACUAUGUUCCACACAUGAGAACACCUUAUUGCAUGAGAGCAGUGGGCUGUUGAGUAAUUGUAAAACACAGUGCACAGAUGACCCUUGCACCAUUGAGAAGUAUAUAUACAAACUGUAUACAAGUGCCUCUACAAACAUUCAUGGAAAGGAUGCAUCUAGUUCUAACAGUGAAGUUCCACCAGAAUCAGAAGCACUGGAUGGUUAUGAUGCUAAUGUGGUCAAUGCUUAUUCCAAAGAUAGAGAGGUCAUGCCAGGCUCUUCAGGAUGCUGUACAACGAAUCAGACUCUCUUGUAUAAGGAACGUAUUGUUUCAGGUAGUGAGAGUUUAUUAACGAAAAAAUGUGCAACACAAGAGCACUUUACAGCGUUACAAGGAACACAAUGUGCCGAAAGAGUUGAUGCUGUUGAGCUUGCAAGCAGCCCUUCCAGCAGCAUUAAUUGUGCCUUGAAACAGAGUGAACAUGACACAUCUUUAGAGGUUUUCCACUGUGAUGGUGCUUCCCAAUCUCCAUCUGUUAGAAAAAUUGAUAGUAACCAAUCCUUCAUAACUUCAACUGAGGAACUCCAGCACUCAGUAAUGCAGAGGUCAGAAAUACACAAUGAAAUUUCAUGUGAAUCUCAAAGAGUUGAGCAUUUGUAUAACCAUAUAGAAAAAGCUGUGGGUGAUGACAAAGCCUUGCAGCAUCAAGAAUUGAGUGAUUUUCCCUUAACAGCAAACUGUACAGAGAUCUAUGUUACAAGAGAUACAAAAGACUGCUCUUCUGAAAUGAACAUAAGGUCAGAGAAUUACAGUGAAGAAGUUGAUGGGUCCAAACACUGUUUUGUUAAGCUGGAUCAUGAAGCUGUUGAUGUGUCAUGUAAGCGCACAGGAAAAACAAGCAAAAAUUCUGAUGAUGUAACAACAAACAAUUUAAAUAUUCAACAGACAUGUUGUGUAGGAACCUUUGCUCCAAGUGACUCAGCUGUUAUAGAGGAAUAUGAGGCAAUGAAGGUUGACAGUUUUAGUAUCGGCAGAGACACAACAGUAAAACUGUCAUCAAAAGAAAAGAUGUCUGUCAGUUUAUCCAGUGCCUGUGAAAGGGCAGACUUACAGCAAGAUUCCAAAGUACCAUCUCUGGACAGAAACACUGUAAAACAAAACAACAGUAAAUGUGCUCUUAGACCUGCAUUUAUAGCCCCUGAACAAAAGAAAUCAUCCAGCUAUCUUGUGAAUGAAAAUGACAUUAGGAUGGAUGAGUUAAAAUAUGAUGCAGCCCGUGUUGUUGAGGUUACUGACAAAGGAAUGUUUGAUGACAGAAAGUGUGGAAAAAUUGACCCUACGAUAGAGGAGAAGAUAUCAGAAGUUGUGAAAGAACACCUCAACAUGUCUCUGACUGUGGACAGAGGUGAAGAGGGUAAUGGUGAACCAGAGACAGUUAGCAAAAGAUCCCCAGCAACUAGCAUCGUUGACGUUAACGUUCAUGAAGCUACAUUGGAAGGUUCAAAAACAGGAACUUGCAAAAGCCAGAUAUUUCCAUUUAUGUCUCCUAAUGAUGAUAGCAAGCAAAGUUGCAGUCUCCAAGGGAAAUAUUUUCUCAAAUGUUCUCCAAUGGAGAAAGAAACUAUAUUACACCACCCAGAGAGUGGACUCAUUAGUAAUUACCCUUCUCAGUCAGUAGAGGAUUGUACUGUAGACUCCAAUGUCCUGCAUUCUGAACUAGAUAACAAUCUUUAUUCUUUAAAUAUUGGCUAUCAGGAUGGUAUAGUUGAUAAAUUGGUCAUUGAAAGCUGCACACCCAGUCAGAUGACAGUGAUGUCUGCUUAUAUACAGCCCUCAUAUACGUGUACCAAAGUCACUCCAAGUCCUGAAUAUGUCACCUGUCCUAACACUGCAAAAGCUAAAGAAGCUGAUCACUGUGUGCUGCGGAAAUUAAAUCCUACAUCUAUCCAAAACGCAUGUGAUAAUUCCAUUCUUGCAAGUACCUCUGUAAGGAUCAAAAGCUGUGAAGUUGGUCUGCCAACUUGGUCAUGUCUCCCUCUUGUAGGAAGCAACUUUUCAGAGGUCUCAAGUUCACCAAAAGAAAGUUGUGUUCUUCAGGUCUUGCAUCCUGUGGAGUACUGCAUUGCUUCAGAAAUGCACAAUGAGGUUGCUAACAGUGAAUCUGUUAGCAAAGGAAAUAUGACUUCUGAAUUUAAGCAGGAUAUAGAAGUCAGUACUGUCUCAAAGAGUCAGGAGAAUGAAUGUUCGUUUAAAUCAGCUGAAAAUGUUCAGGCCACUGGUUCUAGGCCAUUUAACAAUUUAGCAUGUGAAAGAUCUUCUCCCUUGGAAAGAAGUGGAAAUGAUCAUAUUUGCAACACCCGAAAUCGGCUUCAUGGUGAGCAGGGCACAGACACUUCCUGUAACAUUAUUACUAGAGAUGGUAGUGAUAACAAACCAGUGGGGCUCAUUAACAACACUUGUUCUGGAGAACUAAAUAAAGAGAACAAUAUUUUUAAUUCAAGCCAGGCACUUUUGAAAUCCUGUACUUCAUCACAGCCUAGCAGUGAUGAUCAAACGUACCAAAUAACCCAAAGAGUCAUGAAUGGAGCUUAUAACAGUUUUCGACCAGAAGAUCAGUCAGUAUGUGGAGUUGAGCACAAGAAUUAUAAAACCAAUACUCUGGGACAAUCUGUGGAUAUUCAAGGUGCAGAGACACUAAAACCUGCAAACCAAGUGCAAGCUCAAGAGUCAACCAUCUGUGUUGACUUUGCAGUUUGGUCAGAAGGAAGAAACCAGACAGAAAGGAGAGAGGCAAAUAAACCUGACCUCAGAUUUUCAACUACGUCUGAGAAAACCAGGCCACUAAAUAUAACCCCAAAAGAACAUCAACAUAAACCUGAAUCCACUGAAAAGGCUACUGGAGUGGAAGAUCAUGCAAGAGUAGCUGGUGCAAGAUUGAAUCAUUGCAGCCAUAAUGAUGACCGACAGAGAUUAAAGACAAAAAAGUACAGAAGAGCCCAUUUUAGAGCCCCUCUGAGUUCAUCUACAGACUCUGCUGAUUCAUCCUUUGAUGAGAUUCCCAAAACCAGAGUCCAUCACUGUAGCACAGUCACUCGAGCUAAACCUAGCACAGCUGCUCUUGGAAGACCAAAUAUGAUUACUCAGAGUAGAGCAGGGAAUGUUGUACCUGAUGAACCACAUACAUCUUUAUCUUCAGUUAUUGGUCCUAGAGCAAUAGAAAACCACUGUCUGGAUGCUAGCAGUGGUGAAGAAGUCACCACAGAUAUAGCGGAGAAGGAGAGUCAUCCCAGACAGAGACAAUCACAUCUCACUGCUGAAAUUUCAAAUUCAAAUAGUCUGUUAAAGGAUGAAACUGUCAGUGUAAUCAGGAGCAGCUGUUCUAAACAGAUUUCACAUGAACAUACACCAGGAAGAACACAGCUGGAUAAGACUGAUCCUAUGCGAGAACCUACGCUGCAUUUUGCUUCAAGUGACAUCAACCCCUUUAUUCAUGCAAUUAAGAGUGAUGAGUUGCUGAAAGCUGUGAACAGACAUCAAGCCUUUGGAAGUGCUGUCAAUAUUUCCAGCCAGCUGUCUCAGAUAGAAGACUGUGACAAGCAUAUAACUAGAUGUUGCAGUGUGGACAAUGGCCUGAAUAUCCAGAACUCUCCUUUUAAUUCUCAUUUGAGCACUUAUGCAAACCACAAAGGGCUUUCUAGCACGUUAAGCAGUGUUGAAGAUUCCAGCCAGCAUAUUUCCACAGAGUCCCAGCUGAAGGAAGUCUGUCAUACCUUGGUUUCUAGUGAUAAGACAUUAGCAGCUUCAAGCAGUGACUGUUACAAUGAUACCUCAGACUUGGGCCACAGCUCAGGCCAAGUUGAUGAAAUAGUUCUAGUCUACUCUUCUGAACAUGAAACUCAAGAGAGAUCAAGGAAAUGUGACCAUGGCACACAGACAAUCAUGUUUGAUGAGGACCUAAAGAAGAAAAGUAGACACAGGAGGAGCAACACCCAGGUUCCUGUGUCCAGACAGGCACAUGGAACAUCCACCACAUGGGCAAGUCUUCAGAAUAUGUCUGAACAUCUCUCUGAGUUGAUUCUCAAUACAUCUGACCUUCUGGGGAACAUUCAGUGUAUGAGAACAGUGGAUAGGGAUCUGAAAUGUGAGCAUCCACUAAAAACCUGUAGUAAAGUUUUAAAGGUUUACUCUGAUGGACAUUGUAAGAGAGAUGGUUCCACCCAAACCGCUGUAGAUAUUGGGAUCCAGACUGACGCUCCAUUUCUUAUGAAACAGAGCAAAGUUAGCCCCGAAAGCCCGUCUGUACAGAAUCCCAAGGCUCAUGAAGUUAAUGUAAUUGUCAAAGUGAUUGGCUCAGACAUUUCCAAUGAUUCAAACCAGGCCAGAAUCAAAUGCAUUAGAGAUCAAUAUGAAAACAGACAGAGCUUUGAAAUUAUUAAAAGUAUGCCUGACCUGCGUCACAACACCUCACCUCUCUCUGAGCAGCUGAAUAGAAUGUUAGAAGUUUCGGCUUCAAAAGUCCUCUCUCUAGAGACCGUUGUACCAAAUCAGAACUUUCUUGACCCCAAGACCUUAACUGAUACCAAUGUAGACCGUGCACCUAUUAGGCAGUCUUCCAAUUGCUUUGGAGAUGCUCACAGCAAAUGCACUUCUGAUAUGUUGGCAAGGGACAAUCAGGCACAUCAGAUGAGACUGAAGACAAAGAAUUGCCCUGACAAACAGGUAUUAUUUAUGGACCGUGCCUCUUCACCUAUUCUCACUGUGGAUGUGUUGAAUCGCUCCCAGAAUGGGAAGGCAAAAUCUGCUCAGUCCUCGUCACACCACAAGCCAACUAAAAUGCACAGCCCCAUUGAGCAACAAGUUUCAAGGUCCUUCAAAAAUCCGCUUGAAAGAAAACAAAUGUAUACUGCUGAAAUUAAAGCACUGGCUCAAAGUACCAGUUCUUAUACAUAUCAGAAUGAAAAGGUUUGUCAAAACCAAUCAGUUUCAUCUGUGUCUCUUGAAAACUUUAGUGACCUUAAUUUUACAAAUGGAAAUGGAUCUGAUGUGUACUCUGAGAUCAUACCUUUAUCUGGCAGAUGCAUUCAGAAUGGUGGAAAGAAGCUUAUUCAAGGAGUUCACGUGCAAGGACUGAGUCAGUCUGUUUUACAUAGUCCUAUAUCUUCAUGCACUUCCUCAGAUAAACACAGGCAGCAUGAAGAUAGAAGACAAAAUAUAUCUCAAUCCUCCACACCCAUCAAUCAAAAGUAUAGAAGCAGCAUGCUAAAACAUAACCUCAGACUUUCUCAAGAUCCGGUGAAGUGCUGGAGUGAUCGGAGUAAAAGGCAUUUUCAGUACCAAGAGGAAGAUGUGGCGUCACUGGCUCCAAGUGAGUGCAAUACGGAUAUCCUGGUCAGCAUAGACCCUCUCGUUGAAACCAGUCCUCUCAAAGAGGACCAGUGGGUCCCAGAAGACCUGCCAGUGCACAACAAGUUUACCAAUUGGUCAGGCAUCAACCAACAGUCACCAGCAAGGCUCAGUAAUGACUGCAAUCCAAGUAUGGACAAAUCUCCAGAAAGCAGUCAACCCUAUUCAGCAGAGUCUAGACAUAAACCACAGUCCUUGGAAGGGCCUAAAAGAAAGACAAGGGAAAUUGAGAGGCUACGAAAAGAACGGGAGCAGGUACUUGCUUCUGUGCGCCUGGACAUGAGUCCUCAACAAUUGAGUGUCGAGCUUACAGAAGCCAAGUUACAUUAUGGCCUGGGGCAGACAGAUACUCUUCUAAAGAUGCUGCAGUCCAGCCCCAGAGAGGAGUCUGCCAUCUCUGCCAAACAGCAGCUCUAUGAUAGGCACAGGAGGAGUAUUGAUGGUUUGAGGAAGGAGAGAGAAGCUCGUCUACAAAGCUGCCGCCGGGCUCGAAGCCUUAGCCCCAGCAAGCACCCUAACUCAUCAAGUCACGAGACAGAGAAGUCUCAAAGACCCUCAGAUCUGCCAAGUCGACGGAGAGAAUAUCUGCAGCAGCUCCGCCAAGAAGUAGUGCAGAUGAGCAGAGUUCCUGAUCCACCAAGAAGGGAAGGUCAGUGUCCUUCUGAUAUUGAGCUGCUGCUGCGUGACUACGGUCGAGCACGAGAGGAAGCGAGAACAGAGAUUGCCCGAGCACGAGAACGGCUUCGUGAGAGGACAGAGCAAGAGAAAAGGAGAUUACAGCAACAGGCUCUUGCACAGGCUGUGAAGGAUGACCUGAGACGCCACACACGUUUCAGCAACAGCACCUUGUGCACUGGUUCCAAUCUAAGUCUCUCCUCUGGACCUACAUCUGGCUACAACAGCAGCAAUGCAGCUGUACUGAAAGACAGUACCUCACCAUCAAUACAGAUCACUGGAGUCUCAGAGGUAGGAUUGAGAGUCAGGACUCGACCCCCCAUGAUCCCAUCUCAGAGCUUAAAGGCCCCGCGUGCAUGGCUAUCAGCUCAGGAUAUUCGCCUGGACACCUCCUCCUCUGGAUUUGAGCAUCUGUCCUCCUCCCCUCCGUCAUCUCCCCCUGCACGGCAGCGCACCUUUUCUUUCGGCUCACCCUCAUCUCUUUCUACAUCAUACCAAGACAUUGCAGACUGCACUCUUGCUAGUGCUAUAUCAGAGGUUCAGUUAGCCUCUGGUGGAGACCUGAAGAAUCUCCUGGCAGGGAAGGCUACAGCUGGCUGGAGGUAUCAGGGUAUGGAGCGAGGGGUCCAUACCUUCCAUAGGCCCUCCUCUAGACCCUCAGCUCAUGGGUUUCUGGGUGCAGUAGAGCUAGAGAGACCCUUGGCCAGUCUGUGGUGUUUGAUCCGAGACCACUCCAAAACGCAUCUCUAUAACGAGUCUCUCAAGUCUGCCUGGACGCGACCACUUGACGACAGCACACAACUAGUCUACCUGUUGACUGAUCCAUCCAACUGUGAGCUGAAACAGCCACGGGAUUUUUGUUGCCUGAGCACUGAGUCCAAACAGGAUGAUAUGUGGGUGUUGGCCAUACAGUCUGUGUUUGAGGAGUCUCUCCCUCGCCCCAGUGUGGACACAAUACGUGGAGAGAUGCUUCCCAGUGCCUGGAUCCUUCAGCCCAGUCGGCGACAAGGGCAGAAUGUGGUCAUAGUUAUCUAUCUGCUGCAGGUGGAUUUAGGCACUCCGUCCCUGCCUCAGAGGUUGCUGAGCACAGUGGCUAGAAAGCAGGCAGCUGUAAUUGCGGACCUCGAUUCCUUUUUCUCCUUCUCCUGACACUCUAGGUUCCUCAUAGCAGUGAGCACUUAUUCCGUAUGUCUUUGCUAAAAUUUGCACCUCGUUGUUUUUCCUUGACCUGUUUUUUUUUUUCACAGUGCACUGAUUGUAUGUUUGUCUGAAAUUAUUUGUGUUUUAUAUGUGUGCUUUUUUAGAGUUUUGUAUACUUUAUGGUGCUUCCUUAUACCAAAGUGUGUACAGGAGUUUUAAUGCUGAAGCAUCAUUUGCAUUUCUUCUAUUUGUUCUCAUACGUUACUUAUGAAACAUACUUGACAUAAAUAACUUUGUUAAUAGCUCUGCAAAUCAAAAUUAGGCAUAUUUGGAUCAGAUCAGUCCAGUAUUCUGUAGGUGCAUAGCAUUAUAGUGUUAUGAAGCUAGUUAAACGGAGCUUCCACAAUUAAGCUCAAAUAUGUGAAACUUGAAUUUAACAGAAAAGACGCCUGAGCGUGUCAGAAUGUAUAAUAUGCAGUACAGUGCUUCUGCAUGCACAAUGCAUGUCCACUGUAGUUUGAUAAAGUGAUUUAAUAUUAGGUAGAGCACACUUCUAGCCUAAAAGGACCAACUUCCUGCACUAAAGCUAUGAUAUGAUGCUGAGAAGGAUUCUCAUAAUAAGGACUUUUUAAUAAGGAGGAUUUUAAACAACACUUUUAAAAAAAUAAAAAAAGGUGCCACAAAUGGUUCUUUGUGUGAUGCCAUAGAAGAACCAUUUUCUUUCCUUAAAGGACCACGUUUGAAAAAGUGAGAUUUUUGGUGAAGCUAUUCAAUUUAAAUGUACAAAAAUGAUUCUCUGAAGAAUCAUCUACUAAACGUUUUUUAGGUAAUCAAAAGUGGUUUAUGACAUUGCACAACAGACCCUUUUUGGCACCUUCAUUUUUAAGAGUGCACUUUAAAUAGCAGUUGUCUAUUUAAUUACUUUUUCAGUAUUUCCUUUUUCCUUUUAAGAAAUACAAUGGUUUUUGUAAGCUUGUACUCCUUUGGGUAUCUGUAUCUUCAGUCUUUGCAGUGUUGAACACAAUUUCCAGGCAAUAGCCCUAAAGUUGCUUCAGGACAACUUUGUGCAUUUGAACAGUGCAACUUGCUCUGGGCCACGGUGUCAGAAAAAUGGCAAAAUGUAAAUGUCAGUGAGUAUGUAGAACAACUGAAAUAGAAUCAGCCCUUGGGAUGAAAAGAGUUUAUAUCAAAAACAAGACAGUUUGCUUUUGAAACAUCCAACUCUGCAUGUAUCUGACUUUAAAAAACGUGUGAGGGGCAGUCAAGCAAGGAUGUCUGUCUAGCAUAAUUGGUCAAAUCUGAUCAAUGGUGUCAUGGCAUAAAAUACACCCCCAAUCUCUGUCAUUAUUUGAUUCAUUAGGAGACAAUCAGUUCUAUUCAAAACAUGCAUGCUUUAAUUAAAAUGAAGGAGCUCAUUCACUUUCAUUGCUCAAGCAUAUUAAGGUAGUGCUGACUGGAAACUGCCUGCAAUAAUGGCAAUAUACACUAUAGCUAUGAACGCUUUAUAGAUAAGAUCAAGAAUGACUUUUUGUUUUUUUUCUGGAGUUGUUUUAUGCACUGUAGAAUGUGAGUAGUACAGCGGUUCUGUCUGGAGCCCAAGAUGAAGGACCUGAAGCAUUCUGUUUCCACUAAAACAGAAAGAAUAAUAGUUUUCUUGUAAUCUCUGUUAUCUGUUCCUUUGUUAGAUUUAUAUUAUUUUGCAAAAAGGCAACCUGACACAAUAAUUAUGAUAUCUAAUCUGUGUCACAUUUAAUGUAAAAUAAUAAUUAUUUUUUGUUGACUUUUCUUG